This is a messenger RNA of Taeniopygia guttata (zebra finch), 29792 nucleotides long. RefSeq names its product neuron navigator 3 (gene NAV3). The record is from RefSeq and is a predicted model, not a curated record. Gene Ontology annotation, biological process: neurogenesis; nervous system development. Lineage: Eukaryota; Metazoa; Chordata; Aves; Passeriformes; Estrildidae. Gene Ontology annotation, molecular function: ATP binding; ATP hydrolysis activity; protein binding.
CUCUCCGCCAACCCCAUUGGGGCAGGAAAGAGGGUCCAGGGGUUAUCUUGAUCAGAGUCACAGGGUCCCGGGGAAGGGGGCACAGAGUGCCCAUGAGCUCACUGUAACGGGUCUAGUCAAAAGUUUGUCUGCUGUCAGUGGCUUCUGUGCGCACACUUUAUCAAGGCUUUAAGAAACCAAGUUAUUCUUUUGUUUAGUUGGCAUUUGAAGAGUCCUAUGUGAUACAAUGGCUGUGUAGGAAUGUACAGUUUAAGGAAGGAGUGAAUUUUUUCCCCCUCCUUUUUCAUGCCUUAAUUUUUGCUCUCCUGAGACAUUGUUUUUUCUUUUGCUUAUGAAGUAAAAUAAAUCCAAAUCAAACACUGUUUCUUUGCACUAAAUCCUUUCCUUUUAUUUUACUUUAUUUUAUUUUAUUUUUAUUUUUUUUUCUUUCUCUUUGCACUCUGAUGCCAAAAUUGGGUUGAGAUGUUCAGUCGCGCUUUAUAGCAAACCCACAGUUUUGUAACUUUUUCCAUGAAUUACGGAUCAGUUUUUCUUUAUAGGAUGAUAGAUAUGGACUUGGUUAGACUGUUGUAUCUGUCUUAGCUUGUGUUCAUUAUAUUCCACUCUAGAAAAAAAAGACUAACCUAUUAAAACCAGAUUUUAAAAUGCCUGAAAAUCAUAAGUAUGUCAUGCAGUAAUGUGUAUGGAGUAAUUUUAGUGGAUCUCUGAUUUUUCAUUAAAUUUCUGUAAUUUUCAAAAUCAGCCUGCCUAAUUUAAGAGUUCCUUAGGCACCACAAAUGCUGUCUUUUACUGUUUCAUGAGGGAAUGGAUAAUUAGUCUGAAAACUGUGAAACGUUUCAGCUAAAAAUUUUCUCUCUGAAAUGUCAGGGGAGGACAUGGUAGGAAGAACUGCCCUUCGGGCAAGAUGAUCAGUGUCACAUGGAAGGUAAUACCAUAUGUUUGGCAGAAAGGCUCCAGGAGACAGACACUAGGUCAGAUUUUCAGAAGGGAAAAAAGAUUGUAGGGAGCAGGAGAAUCUGAGCCAUUUGAACUGAAAUAAAAGGAGAAGGAACUGCAAAAUUACAAGGCAUCUUUGUCUUUUGGGUGACGUAUGGGCCUGGAUACCUCCUAAAGUUGUGGUGGACUUAGCCCCAUUUAUAAUAAUUUGCCAAAACAUUAGAGACAUAGACAGUUUAGUAAAACUGAGUCUUUGUAUAAUAUAUGUGAAUCUUGAUUUGCAAUACUCUUCUGAGGUGCACUUUGUGAUUAGGGUUAUGAUUAAAUGGAAUAUCCUGGUAUAAAAGCAGAGGUAUUAGAAGAGGUUUUUUCUUCCUUCCUGCCACAGAGCUGUCUCUAGGCCACCAGUGACUUUUCUCCAUUUUUCACUCUUUUCCAUUGGUGAAAUCAAGAUUAAAUUACAUAAGAAAUAAGAGGAAAGUCAAAACUGAGUAUGUUUUAGAAGCUUUUUUAAAGUUAGAAAUAAAAUCAAUUUGCACACAUGCACAUAUAUGUUUACAGUCUCUUGCUGAUAUAUAUAUAAAUAUAUAUUAAUGAAAUACAACCGGAUUCUUGCCUGUAGGCCAAAUUCACUUAAUUUGACAUUGAUGGGAGCCCAGGCACAACCAAAAGACCAGUAGACCUGACUACCAUAAACUAAGAGUUCCACUUGUGCUCAGAUCUGCCAAGAACUGCAGAGUACAACCAAAAGAGCAGCAUUUAUUAAAGAUACCCUACAUCACUGUAUAAAAUUGCUGCAAUUGAAUCUCAACAUAGUAGUUUCAUCAAAUGUUUUUUUGUUCCUUGACAUGAUAUAGUAGGAGGCAUUCAAAGGAAUUUUUAAGUUCCCUCAAGAAGAUUUAGUUGCACAGCUGCCACUAAUUAAUUUAUUUUGCUAAAAUUGUCACCUAAAUUGUAAAAGACUUAAAUAUACAAAUAAUUCUUACAGAAUCAAGGACUUUUUAAUGUAUUCAUUUUAAAAAGUGUUUGUCCUUUAUUUGGACUAUCUUUUGCUUUAUUUUAUUAAAAACAAUAUUUGUUUGAUUUCUGUGUAUAUUGGUAGAUUUUCUGUUGAAGGAAAGACUACAGCAACAUUGCAUGAAACGAAAAGUAGUUAAUGUAUUUUUUUUUCCCCACUCUCGUCUGAAAUACAGUGGAAAAGUUGCAGUGUGAGGUGUGAUAAAAUCAGUACCCAAGGAUUUAGACUAUUUAAAAACAGGAUCAGUGAGAGAAAAAAAAUUGACUAAACUACUGAGGUGUUGCCCACAAGAAAGAUUUUAGGGCAACUUCCCAAGUUACAAAAGCAACAACCCUAAUACUUCCUGCUGCUAAAGGCCACUCCCAUACACAUGCUCCCUUGUCAGCCAAACCUCUCCUGGGCCAGAAUUCCUGCUGUUACCAAAACACCAUGUGCCAGGAAAAGCUUUCUCACUGCUUUGAAGAUAAAGUACUGGAACAGGUUGCUUAACAAAACUGUAUUAUCCCCUUCAUGGGGGAUGAUGAAGAAAUGCUCAGGCAGUGAGCUGAUGUGUGUGGCCCCUAUAUUUAAUCCCCCUCUCUGUUUGGCAGUUGACUGGAUGCCCUCUGGAGAGCCCUUCUUAGGCAAAUGUCUACGAGUUUUGUGAUGGCAAACAGAUGUGAUGGGAACAAUUAGUAGAUAGUUGGCAUUGAUAUUCCUCCUAUCAUUAGUGUUAGAAGGACUGAACCAGUACUUGGACAGAGUGGAAAAUUUCCCCAAAGCCCUCAGCACAGACCCAGUUUGACUUGUAAAUGAAUAAACAUUUCAGUUAAGGCUACAUACAGCCCUGUGGUCCUUAUAUGCAGGAAGUGGCAGGAAGAGGAACUGUCCUUCUAGUUAGAGAAAGUAAUUUCAAUCCUUUUUUUGUCUAGAUAAAAAUGCAGAUAACUCAGGUUUUGCCACCUGCCAUAUCAAGCCAGAUGAGAUCAUAUGAGCUGCAGUCAUAGCAUAACAAAUAUUCCAGAUACCUCUGUGCUACUUCUGAGCUGAUGUCCUUGGAGAUCUUUUACUCUGAGGGCAGAAAACCUAUCAAAAAGAGGAAAUUAAGAGUGAGGUAUGCCUUUGAGCCAAAAUAUAAUGUAAGGACCAUCCAUAAGCAAUAGCACGGAAGGAUAAAUUGUGGUAAGACACUUCAUGGGAUCACUCUUAUGUGCUUGCAUAAGCAAUCAUUUUAAAUAUUGGGGUGUGAACAGAAAGAAUUAAAUGGAUAAAGCAUAACCAUAAGUGGAAAAACACUUAUUUGAUUAACUAUUUUUAAUUGUUUUUUUCCUGCUAAACACAUAAAAAGGUUCUGUUCUGUUCUGUUCCCAAAAAAGUUUCUGGGUUUUGUAAAUAAAUACUUUUUGAUGUGCUUCAGUGAAGUUUGCCUAUAACCUGAUGUCCUCCAGAUAUGUAAAUUAUAAAUUUAAGCCAUUAUGCUGUAAUAUUCUGGAACUAAAGUUCCCUAAAUAAACCUUAAAGGUGUGACAGAUUGUUUAAAUGCAGAGCUCAUGCUGUUAAGUUUGCCCAGGUACAGAUAGUCCAUUUUCUAUGGACUGAAAUUCUGAGAAAGAAACUGGGAUUUUCGUAUAUUGUUACUAUGUGGCUAGCAGUAGAUGGUCAAAGACGUUAAAUACUGGAUGGGAAGCACUUUGGGAGCAAUUUUCCUUAUGAAUUAAGAGAAGAACAAGGGAUGGUUCAAUUAAUGUAUGGGUUUCUUGUGUUUCACAUAAAAUUGUUAAUCAGUGAAAGAUAAGAGGUUGUUGCAAGGCUAUUAGCUUGAAUUUACAGUUUGAGCAUCAGGACAGAUUAUUUACUUGCCAAAACCUAUGUUUAAAUUUGUGGAUAUGUACUAAAGUUGUUGAGACUUGAGAUUGAUUUUAUGCUGGAACUAAUUUUUCCUCCACAGGAAAUUUGCAAUGGUGCAAUUUUCUUAUCACACUACAGUUUUAUCUAACAGUAAUCAACACUUGAAUAAUCCCAUAUGUAUGGUGAAGAAUAAAAUAAUAACAAUGUGGGUUUGUUGCUGUUUAGGGUUAGGUUUGUGCUUAAGUGAACCAGUCUUGUCAUGCUACCUGAUUCAGAACUGUAGUUCUCAGAUUAUCACAGGUCUUGUAGCAAAGCCAUGGUUGUGUUCAGUGCUGGUCUUCAAUAUAUGUUCUGUGUUCUGAACCUUGUUCUCAUACUGACGAAGCACCAUAGGCUAAGAAUUAUCCAGAAAGCUUAGGGACCAUCAGUUUAGACAUAUGCAAUAUCAGCUACUGACCUAAGGAACUUACAGUCUAAGUGGAUGCAAGAGGUCUCCUGUUUGUGGCAAGUGGGACUGCUAGUCUCAUCUCAGCUGGCUUUGGAUGGAACACAGUCACUGUCCUUAUAUAUGGGACCAGUACUCAGUCCCAUUCUCAGAACAUAUCUUUGAUGACUGGUGGUAUAGGAUGCUUCUGUCCUUAGCACCAAAAUUUGGAUUGUCUUGGAUGGAUGAUUGGGUUGUAACCUGAAGAUCAUGGUACUGAGUAUGAGAUGGACUUUAGACUGACUCAAAAUUCACUGACUGUUUUUUUUUUUUUAUUAUUUUUGCCAAUGCAAACAAAUGCAAACGAUGGAGGAAAGCCCAAAAAGGGAAAAAAAAAAAAAAAAAAAAAAAGAAAAAAGAAAAAAAGCAGAACAAUCAGUGGCAUUGGGACUUUUUCAGAGUCAGCUUGGGAGAUAGGGUGUUUGUCCUUGUUCUGGCUAAUCCAGGUUUAAUUCUGUCUUCUAUCAGGCAUGAUCUGAAGACAUAUUUUCCAUUCUUCACAAAAAGUUGUUGGUUAUUCUGGAGUUAGAUUAGGCAAAUUAUCCUACCUUUAGGAAAUAUUAAAAAAAAAAAAAAAAAAAAAGAAAGAAAGAAAGAAAUCCAUAGCGGAAAAGAGGUUUGUUUAAAAAUGGAUCAAUUAAAUUAAUAGUCACAAUUGGCACUGCCAAGGAGAAGAGGCCUGUGGCAUGCAAUUGGGAGUAAUGCUGGGGUCAGGAGCACAAAGGUGUGAAUAGUCUAAUUGAGUAAUUCAGUGGUUUUGCCUCAUUUGUUGUAACUUGAAGCUGUAGCCUUGUCAUACCAAUCCAGUCAUACCUAUAGAAGACUGGCAGUGGUCAGUGGAAGGAAACAGCCAUCUCAGGAGGUUGGUUAGUGUCAUACUCAAAACAGCCUCUAGUUUCUCUCUGUUGAACAUAAUUACAGCUGGGGCUGGCUUGCUUGGACAUGGAUCUGGGAAGAUCCAUGAGAUGAAUUCCUGCUUGCAUGUGUCCUAGAACAGGCAAAACCCUUUCUGCCUCUUUAAUCCUCUUACUCUCUUGUGUGAUUCCUUUCUUUUAGUACAGACUAGGCUUAACUAUGACUUCUGGUUUUCUCAAAGGCUCCCUUUCUAUACUAAGUUGCCUCCUCAGUUCAAGUGACUCCCUCCCUAGCAUUUAAUAGCUAUGAUAUGGAAUAACUUUAGUCAUCUGUUAGUCAAACAGAUGAAAUAGACUUAACAGUUGAAGAAGUAGGCUUCAAAUUGCAGUUUCAAUGGCUUUUCAGUGCUACUCUUCCACUAAGAUGUUAAGCAUCUUUUGCAGGAAGGGCAGCUGUCUGGAAAGGAAUUUGAGAGGUUUGCUUUGGGCAAGAUUAGACAUGUGUUCUAAUAUAAUACAAAAUGUAGUCCAUAAUUUCAUAGAGACACGUUCCUCUCUGUAACGGAUACAACAGACAGAUGGGGGAGCACAAGUUUCAAGAGACACAAUUAUGAUUCAUUUGCGAAACAGGCAUGUUGCACAACAGCUGCUUGCCAACAUCAGCUAUUCUUCUUUUGCCUUACAGCUGUACAACUCUAUUUUAAAAAAUUUUAAUUGUUUCAAAGAGAGAAAAGUAUUUUGUUUGAUCUAAUAUGUUUUAAAUGCAUUUUAUAAAUAAACCAUCUAGAAUGUUUUGAAAUUAAACACUUGUAAAAUUAAGAGUAAAAUAUCUGGAAGAAAUGUGGCAAAGACGCUUUUCAGUGCUUUUUUAAAAUGAAAUUAGUCACUGAACUUUAUCACUACCUCAUUUAAAAUGUAACUUAAACAGGUCAGUUUGAAAGAAGAAUUUUGAAAGAGAACAAAGUAGUUUUCAGACAAGAAGCAGAACUGUUUUUAAAAGUAAAGAAGGAAUAAUUUGAUGUUAGCAAUUUUCAGUCUGGAAUUUAGAUUUUCUUAAUAUAUUUAAUCUGUUUUUUUUGAAACAUUUCUUUUGUUACCAUCUGUCUCCUCAUGUUUCUAUAAAUUCUCUUUGUCAAUUCCCAGUCCAUAUCUGAAUCUAUGAUGGCCAUAUGUCUUUAAAGCUGGAGGAAUAUCUAAAUCAAUUUCCUAAUAAAAUCACUAUUGCCUGAAAUAUAACAGCCUGUGUUUUUACCAUUAUUUAUUAAGUGCUCAAUAGAUAUUUUAAUGCUCAGUAGAUAACAACCAAACAUAAACUCUGCUGUUGUACUUGUAAGUAGAAAGUUUAUUAUUCCUAUUACAGUUUUUCUGGCUUUCGUAGAGAAGUGACUAACAUCUAUACAUUAAGGUAGUAGCUUUUAAUUGUUUCAGAACUUUCCUGGAAAUGCAGGAUGAUUUAAUAUUUCAUGUGGUUUUCUUUCCUGCUUUUGUGCUUCAAAGGAUAGUGAACAAAUUAGCAAAAAUCUCAGAGCCAGCUACCAUCCUAUAUCUGCACAACUCCCACCAGCUUCAACUUGCAAGUUCAGCUUAAUGACUUGAAAUGGAUAUGGCUUUAUAGUCUGCAUGUGAUGAUUGAACUCAUGAUGGUGAUGAGAAAUGAGUAUGUGCCACAGCUGCAGGAUCGAACCUUUAGGAAGUACAUUACCCUAGUAUACAGCUGAAAGCUUCUAGUAUGCCUUAGCUUUUUUCACUACAAUUGAACUUGUAUAUUUUAAUCUAUAUUUCAUCAUAUUUGACUUAAUGUAAGAAAGAAAAUUCAAGAAUUACUCAUUAACUACAGCUAUUUAUGCGUACAUCUAACGAUCUAGAGAUUGUUUCAAAACAGGUUCAGCUGCAAGCAGAAAAAAUGUCUGGUGACUCUCCAGUUCUCCUCUUUAAGAGUUUAUAAAACUUGGAUUUAGAAUGGAAUCUUUAAAGUAAAAAAAAAUAUGGUGAGUUAGGAAUUUUGUUAAAGUGGAAAAAAACCCAAGUAUUAAUUUCAAACUGGACCCAUAAUAGUUAUAGGAUACAUUUUGAAAUCUAUAUAAUUAAGGGCUCUAGAAGGAUUAGAAGGAAGCUUAAAUCAUAGGAUUUUUAAACUGAAAUGCAGUCAUAGGCUAUGCAUAAUAAUGUGGAUUUUUUCCUACAUUGAUCAGCUGAAGGACAGUAGAAUGGGUAAUGAUGAAAUUACUGUAGAAUCCAGGUCAUGACUUAUAAACAACCAUUACUGUAAGCAAAAGAAUACAACAAUACUGUUUUCCUUUUCAAUAGAUAGGUAUACGAAUGAAAUGAAUACAAGAAUAAUGAGUGGCCAGACUCCCAUAAUAUUUUUGACAUAGAUGGAUGAUGGAUGGUGAUAGGCUCUCAUCUUGCUUUUCCUGCAAGUAGAUACUUUUUCUGAGUAUCUACUCUUCCAUCUGAAUUCUACUGACUGUAAGAUCAUGAUCUCUCACAAUAUUUUUCUUAGUAUCAUAGUUUUGAUGGUUUCCUGAUUUGACAGUUCAGAUCUCUUCAAACAGACUGGCAUAUGUUGAGGUAUUACCAGCAAAAUCUGGAUGAUGUCUCUCACCCACUAUAUUCCCUAAGGCAGGACAGACUUCUUUGUUCUCUGUACAGAUUUUGGGGUCCUGUGGUUAUGAUUCUUAUCUUGAAACAAAUAGAAAAAGACUACUGAGGUUUGAUACUGCUUUCCAUUGCUAUAUCCAGUCUCAUCUGUAUAAAGUUAACAGCUCUAAGAAGGUUUCUAAUCAACUUCAAAAAGACUCUGGGAGCUCUGCCUUUAGGGUCAAAACUCCAGGGCAUGAGACUUGGAAUUUGGAAGGCAUUUGGGAAUAGAUAUUUUAUUCUUAUAUCAUGGCAAAAAAGCAAUGGCUUCUCUCAGUGACCUAUCCCCAGAAAGGGGAAACCAACAUAUUUAUAUGGAUUCAAAAUAAUUUAAAAAGCAUCUGAGGCUUUCAGAUUCUAAAUCCUUUUCUGACUUCUCAGACUAGCAUUUUCAAUAUAACAUUCACAGAUUUACUUCUGGGCAAAAAGUCUCAGGUUUUACAUAACCCGCUGACAUUCAAAUGAUUUUUUCCAAUCGCAGUAGAGUUUUGACUUCAACUUGGCUGCCAGUAUUGUAGGAGAAUUUGAAUAAAUAAAUCUUUAAAAGCAGCCUUGAUAAGUUUUUUAAUCAGUUCAGAAGAGCUUCUGCUUAAGCCAAAUUUGUUUCAGUUUAUAGAAGUGAUGCCGAAUAGUUUAGCCUGCCAAUUUAAGCAAAUCUCAUAGUGCUCCUAAAGUGUAUACCAUUCCCACUAAUUUCUACAUUUUCUUUGAACUCAUUUACAUAAAUGAAUAGUAUAAUCCCAGCCUCAGAGUCCUUGAGUGAGAACUGUUUAGCACAUGUGGCCACCAAAGUCUAUGGAAAGAUUUCUGUCUGUGGAAAGAUUUUUGUGGAAAUUGGGCUUGGUUCUUGGGUUCCCUGAGACCACUGUAAUUACGAAUGGAUUUUUCCUCUCCCUUUCAUUGAAAUCAGUGAGAAUUGCUUACUCAGAGACCUUUAAAGUAUAAACUUUUAAAGUUCUAGCCUUUCAACAGCCUAGCUUCAAUACAUGUUUGAGAAAUAAUUGUUUUGUAAGAUGUUGAUUUCAUUUGUACACUGUAAAUCCAGAUAUUAAUGAGAACUUAAGGUGGCCUAAGCUGAAGUUUUAAGUGACUGGAUAUUUACACCCUGCUGAGGGCAUGAUCCAAAAGGUAUGGCAUUAAGGUUUGGCUCACUUUAACUCUGUUUCCUGUUGGGAAAUUCUCCAGUUUAAUGUUUUUAUUUUUUUUAAAUUAAAACCAACUGUCUUUCCACAAAGAGGGGGAAAGUGUAGGAUUCUUGAAAUCAAAGAUCAAAGAAAAGCAAUUCUCUAGUCACAGUUGGGCAAUGUCAGAAUUUCUGAACUCCAGGUACUUUAGUGUUAUGUGAACAAACAGCAUGGGUUGCAGCCACUAGCAAGCACAAGAAUAUCUCUGAGACCCUGCUGGCUUCUGUGAAGAGCAAAGGGUGAUAUUAUCAGCAAAAUUGUUUUUUUAAAAAAAAACCCUACUGGGAUAAAUUAUUAAACAGAAGUUAUACAUAAGAAGAAUUCAUAUUUUGUUAAAUCUAGCAAAUUGUUGGCAUGUAAUAUAAACAAUAAAUUCUUUCCUGCUGGAGGAAAACUCACUGUAAUUAAUUAAACUUAUACCAGGGAUAAAGUUUGUGCAGCAGAUACAAAGUAAAAUUCAUUGAAAUAAUUUUUUAUUUUUAAUGAGUUCAGUGGUUACAAAAUAGUUGUGUAACAAUUUAAAGAUCUAGAUUUAGUGAACUUUUUGAGCUGCUUGCUAUUUGACUAAUAUUAGUAGUCUAGAGAUUAAUAAAUAAUAACAGUUCUGCAGACUUGAAAAAGAGCUGGACAGUCAUGCAUGCAGCCUGUGUCAGCACAGAAGAAUGUUUCUGUAUUGUUCCUAAAGAUUUUCUCUGAGAAAAAAAAAGCUCCUCUUGAUACAUACAUUUUCCCUUGAUUUGGAAGUAAAAUAUUUCCAAAUAUGAUUUGUAUUAAAAUUUCCAAAUAUUGUGUCAACUUGUAGAAUAGCUUAAAGGAAAGAAGGGAAGGCUAGGAUGACAUUGAAUAGUCACAAGUGUGUUGGAGGAUAGAAAUCUUAAAUAGUAUAAUAUCUGUGAACAACCAAGAGGCUACAUUCUGCUCUCAAUUACUCUGGCAUAAAUCUAAAAUUACUCAUUGGAAGUUCAAAGUUUUUGCUGCAGAUUUACACCCAUAUAAUGAAGAACAGAGUUCAGUUACGUAAGGGUGGGAAAAUCAAUUUGGCCAGAAUGUAACUAGCCUGGAACACAAACUCUAAUCACAAAAGGAAACCUUUUCCAGGUCAGAAAGCAAGACUGCACGUUGUGAAUCCCUCUUUUAUUCUUCCCCUCCUCCUCCAUCAUCUUUAGCUAAUAUAUUCAAGCAAAUAUAGACUCCUGCUCCUUCCAUUAACAUCCCAUGGUAUUAAGCAUUUGACUGCUUCAGCUUUAUUAUGUAAGGCAGAAUAAAAUUGAUCAGGUAUAUUAGAGUCAAGAAAUUCCAUAGAAAGCUAAAAAGUAGAGCAAUGUAAGCAAAAGUGGCUGGAUUAUAGUUCAGAUGAGUAAAAUAUACAGCUAAAACCAAAAUAAUGGGAUAUUUGAAAAUUUCCUAAAUUGAAGUAGGUUUCAGAGAAGACCAGAAUCUUUUGACAGGUUAUUGGAGAAGAUUUUUGAAGAGUCUGCUAGUUACAGAUCCUAGUGUUGCUCAGGUGGUUUGUCCUGCAGAAAUUGUAAUGCUGUGCUGCAAUGGUUUCUGAAAAGAAAAUAAAAAUACUGCCUGCACAUCUUGUUCUUAUUCUGGAGAAUAUUCCCUCACUGGGUGCAGAGAAGGGAAUGGAAUGAAAAAUAAAACUUUCAAAGAGAACUUAAGAAAAAAAAUAAAGAAAUAGAAAAGAAUGAUGUAUGGAAUCUAAUUACAUCUUUUCUAAACAGAGAGAGGGACUGUACUGUAUGUCUUGUACUUGGCCUAGAGAAGUAGUGGGAAUCACACAGUUUCGUACCAAUAGAAAAUCUUUCUGGAUCUAUCAGGAAGGUUACUGUGUGGUUGGCUGUGAUGCUGCACGAACAUGUAAUGAAGACAUUUUCUUUCUAAAGACAUAUCUAUCUGAAGAAAAUACCUUCUGCCUUUGUCACCAUUGAAGGUGCACAUGCCACCAGUGACAUUUUCACUAGUGGCUGUUAACUUAGUUCUUGCUGAUUUGUGCCUUACAGUGCUGUUUAGCUGGAUUCUGCAGCUAAAUAACCAGUAUAGUCUCCAUCCUGGUUUUGAUAAAACUGUGCUUUCUUUGUAGCUCAUCUUAGGGUUAUUGUAGGUGGAAAAAAUUAUUUUGGCUUUCUGUUUUAUUUUUUAAUUUGUGAAUGCUGAUGUUACUUUUAUGGCUGCCAAAUGCUUGUUACAUAUGUCAGUUCUAAAAGCCCAAUUGAUGGAUGAAAGCUGGGAGAGGAGUUGUGUUAUUUGUCUUCCAUCUAGCACUUUUCUAACACUUGAAGGUAAGACCAGUAUAUAAACACAGCUUCCUUUUUUUUUUUUUUUUUUUUUUUUUCUAAAUAACAUGCCACAUCUGUAAGGCAAUAUUUCUAUCCAGUAUGCAGAGAAGCAGGAAGGAAGCAUCUAACAUCUGCAGGAUUUGAAGUUAUUUUUGACAGCUGUGUGCUGUUGAGGGUUUGAUGAUUUCUAUUUUUUUUUUUUUUUUUUUUUUUUUUUUUUUGGUGGAAGAUAAAACAACCCAGGUGAAUCGGCCAAAGGGCAUUAAUGUCUGUCUGACAUGUUAAACAUGCAUACUCAUGUGUACAUAAAAAUACACACAAAAGAUAAAAUAAUGCAUCUAUAUACAGAGUAGCGGUGAGGAAAUGCAACUUGCUGACCGGAAAAGCUGCUGUUGUAAUUUUCGCUUAGAUUUUUGUUGGGAUGACACAAGGCGUGGGGUUUAGCAUAGAUGGGAGAUGUUUGGUAAUGAAAAACAGCAGUUCCUUGACACUUAUUGAUCAAAACCUGGAAGUUUUAGUCUAGUGACGUACAGAACACAUUUCAGAAGUUGGCCUGGAGCACGCUCUGAUCACAGUAGAAUGGAGAAAGGCACAAGCUUUCAAGGCUCAUUGUAGGAAAUGUUCACAUAUGGCCAACAGGAGAUAGAGGCAGAUGGUUGAGAUUUUUAGUAUGUGCAUUGGGCCUAUUUUUAUUUGAAAUAAAAGAGAACCCACUUACAGCUCAACUAUACAUGAUCAAGUUCCAUUGACACACAAGGCCUGUCUGCUUAAUAUUUUGCAGGUAGAGGUGAGUGACCAUCCAUCUCUGCCAGAGUUCCAAGCUGGCCAAGCACAAGACAAGAGCAGGAAAACCACAGUGUGUGUAGUGUUCUGGUGAGGAAACACUGUUGAAAAAUGUGGAUUCUGUAUAGUGUUGUCAUAACUCCUCAAUAAGAGCAGGCAAGUGGCACAAAACACAUGGUUAAAAGAGCAUAUCUGUUUAUCAAAACAAAACAAAAACCUUAGAAUGACUUCAAAGUACAAUGUCUGUUCUUCAUGUAGCAACCUGAGAUCCAAAAUGAAAGUACUGAUCACAGAAAAUAUCCAGCAGUCAGGAUGGUACCUCUGACUAUUAGCAAGAGAUGGUGUGCAAGGGAACUGUGUGGCCUAUAGAAUCAUACAAUUAUUUAGGCUAGAAAAGACUUGUAAGAUCAUAUAGUCAAGCUCCAAACCUAGCACUGCCAUGGGGAGUAGUGCUUCAUCAGUACAUUCACCCAGCAUGAGAUCACUGUAAAUGCCAGAUUUUCUGACGGGAAUUGUGGCAGGGAAGGUGACAUAAUGGUGAUCUUGUAAUGCUUCACCAAAAACAUGACCGUUUUUAAUUCUUUAUGUUGAGAUGUUAUGUUUGCCAUAGGAAAUCUUUAAAAUGUGUAUCAGUGUCUCCUGAAUUACUGCAAAUUACAGGAAAUGUAGGAUAAAUAUAAAAUAUUUAUGUGGUUAAAGAAGAUGAAAAUAUUAUGGAUAUUGUAGGAAGGGUUACUUGAUAACAAAAUUAGUUAUGAUGACUAUCUGCAAAGGCCAACAGGAAACCAAAAACAUUACUGGGAUCAUUCCACUAUACUGAUAAGCAGUGAGGAAUACCAUGCAGUGGUAUUGCACUGCAAUGCAGUGAGGAAAUAUCAUGCAAUAUAUACUACUUCCAUCAAGCUCUGGGGUAGCAGAUGGGUAAAGGUGGUACAGCUACAGUAGGUAUGAACUGUGGGAGUUGCAAGUUGACAUUGAAUGAUUACAGUCUCAAAGCAAGAAGGAAGCAGACAGUACAUCAUGAGUCAGAAGUGCUCCUCCAGUUGCAGUGCAGCUUGCAGUUGUUUAAGGUCAAAUAUCAAAGUUAAUCCCCUAAAAUAUACCCAUCUUUGUUUUCAUGAAGUAUUCUUUAAGUAUUAAUGUAGUCUUUUUUUUUUUUUUUUUAACACCUAUUGCUAACCUUUCACUCCUCCUUCAGUUUUCAUGAUUGUUGAAGAAAUUGUUCUUUCUUCAUUGUUGUCUAUAUACACUUUUGGCAGAGCAAAUGUUCUUCAUAUCUCCUAAAUUCUCUGUGCAGUAAUUUCCAGUGACUGCAGGGGUAUCUGCUGGUGAUAGCAAAGCUGAUUGACUUCAAAGCCUCUUACUGUUGUUUCUGCACUUGGCCAAGAGUUUGAUCAUGACUGUAGCAGAUGUUUCUAAGCUAUUUUUCUACAGUAACUUUUUUUUUUUUUUAAUAGACCAGUGGGAACCUUUUGGAGGAGUUUUUCACUGCAAUGCUAAAGUGAAUGCCAACAUAACUGUGAUUUUGAAAGCCUCUAUCGGAUCCACAGUGCUCAUAAGAGGAAAGUUUCCUGCAGAUGAAAGCAUAGGUUUGCCACUCUGCCAGCCACCUGAUGGCAGAUAAUCAGCAGAUUCCUUCCUGCUUAGUCGCAGUUUCUUUUUAUGAGUUAUUUUUUACAGUUUGUUAGGAAAUUUCAUAGUAAGUAAAGCAAGUCAAUUUCUCUGAAGAAAUUUUGGAUGAAAGUUCUGAACAGUUCACAGUUAGUAUCGAGAGUCAGAACAGCUUUGAUUAACUGCAAAUAACGCCAAUUUCCUUCUCAUCUAAUUAGGGCUUAUAAGUGUCUCCUAGCAUCAACUGAAAUAUUCCAUCAAAAUUUUUGGGGUGUAUGUACAUUGGGAAAAUUUUUUUCCAGGGUAAUUUGUAUUGAAGGCAGUAGUGAUUGCAGAGAAUUCAUGAGGACCAUAUUUUGAGGGGAACACCAAACAAUUUAAACUUUGAUCAAAAUUUCAAACUGAACAAAACUUCUUCCAUCAAUAUCAUUAUUAAAAACAGGCUAGGAAUUCUGUUCCUCACCACUUCCACUGAAAGUAAUGUUAUCACUUAAGAGCUUAAUGACACAUUCUAUAAAUGUCUGGUUUUCUUGUGUCUAUCUUAGACAUUGUCUCCAGCAGUUCUACAAAGAGCUGAAGCUCUUAAUUACCCUGAUACGGUAGAAAUCAGAAUUCACCAGGGCCCACCAAAAGUGAUACAGAGCCAGAAAUCCUUUCAGAGGAAAAAAGACAAAUUGGGCUGAAAGCAGAAAUGGAAAAAGGGGAAGAUAUGUAUCAGUGUCCAGGAGGAUGCUGGAGAAUCCAGUGUGCCUGCAAUGACUGUGUCCUGGAGAGUCUUUGUAAAUGAGAAAGCAAGGAGACAAGGAAAAAAGAUAGAAAAGCUGUGACUUCAAUCCUUAGGAUGACUGUUAGAUUUCUGACCAGUUUAUGCUUAUUGUGGGCAUAUUUCCUUGUUAGCUGCAGUUAACAUCAACUUUGAGAGUCUUCAGCGUUUGUUGUUUGGGUAAUUUAUUUAGAAAUGAACAAACAGAAUAUCCUUUUCUUUCCCUUUUCCUCUUCCACCUCCCAAAGAGAAAAGCUGAUCCUUUCAUUAAGCUUUACCAGCUGGCUGUGUGGUCUAGCCAGUAGAUCAGUAUGUAAAUACUUACAUAGUGUGUUCAGUUGCCAUCAGUUCUUUCUUAUCCUUCUAAAAUUUUAGUUUAUGUUUUCCAAUCCUAUAGUAUUUAAGCUCAAAUCCAUUAAGCCAAAUACUUAAUGAUUAAAUAGAGUGGACAACAAAGAGAAAAAAUUGUAAUUUUUAACCCACACAGGUAUAGAAUUAAAAAAAAACCCCACUACUUAAGAAAGAAAGUACUGAAGCCCCAUUUGGACCUGGGAAGAUCAUUUAGCCUCAUGGUUCCACUUGACAAUAUUUUAAUAUACUUUACAUACUUCACAGGGUAGUAUGGUACUAAGUUGCACAUAAAAGCUUGAAAAUAUCUGAUGGAAGAUGCUGCAAAUGUACAGCAUGAAUGAAUUAUAGAAAAAUUGGUCACUUUAUCAGUUAAUGCUUUCAAACUCCUUUUAAACUUCUGUCUGAGUUUUGAAAGGCCAAAUAGUUCAGACAAUAAAACUAUAUCCUUAUUUAAAAAUUGUCCUCUUUGAAAAACUUCCCCAAACAUUUAGCCAAAGCUGAAGGAUUUCCUUUAGGAAGCCGGAUGCACCUUUUUCUGUGACUGUAACUGGGCUUUGGAUUAUAUAUCUUUUGGAAUACAAAGCUAUUAAGAAAAACAACAGCAGCUUACUCAGUAGCAGUACAUACUUGCAGAUAGGUUUAAAUACUUGCUAAAUGUCUUGCCUUGAGACUAAUGGUUUCACCUGAUUUUUGUAAUAACAAAAAUAAUGUCCAUAGAAUUAUGCUGUGAACAUGAGUUGGAGCUGAAGGAUUUGUCUCAUCAGUAUCUAACAGGUUGAACGUAUUUUGUUAUACCAAACAGACAUGUGGUGUGCAUCUUACUUGCAUUUUUAAAGUUUAAACCUGUCUUAUAUGGAGUAAAUAAAUAAAUCAUCUUGAUUCAGGUACCUUCCAUAUUUUAGAACCAUUGGUUGCUUUUUCAGGAGUUGUCCAACCCCGGCUGGGGAAAACUUUCUGCUCAACCUGAAAUCAGUGAGCACAAAAUCUUGUGAUUCUAUCGGCUCAUGUAAACUCUAUACACAGCUGCUAUACCAGUGGGAUGAAGUGGGGAAAUAGCUCAGAACAGAGCUCUGCAGUCUCUGGACCCCUGACAUUUCCUGUUUGACCCUCUACACAUGCAACAGCUUCCUUGUUGAAGAUCAUAGAGCAGAAGGAGCAAACAAAUAUCUUGGCUCCACUUUUGAGGCAGGUGUCCCCUCUCUUGAUAUUUCCUGUGCUCUGGGACACACUGCCAGCUGUCUGUGCAGUUCAUGUGAACAGUUUGUCUGAGGGCUGGAGGUGCAGAAGGGGAGCAACCUUCAUGGGAUUUCUAUUGGUAUCAGACUCAAUAAAGGAAAGGAAAUACAUGCUGGGGUGUUGUGCUGUGAACAGUUAUUUCUGUUCAGUCCUGAGAACAAAAAUUCACCAUAACAUUACAAGUGCCUGAUACCUUCUUUCAUGAAGCGGUUUAGACUUCAGGUGUGUUUGCUCCUGUUAUUUGAAAUAAAUACUAAAUUUUUUUCAAGGUGUGAGGACUAUUAUACUGAAUGCAUACAUGCUGUCUUACUUUGAGGUACAGAUCAUUAAUAUAAUCUAUAAUUUCUGUAAAAAUUUUGAUUGUGUGACACUUUCAGUCAUGCUUUACAGCUAGAUUGUCACUAUUUUAUCAGCUAAAACAGUGGCCCUGCUUUCAACAUAUCACUGGGACUGCCACUACUGAUGAUAAAACUACUAAAGAUUGUUUUGACCUUUGCUCUGUUUCCCCAUUUUUUGGUUCCUCUUUACACUUUUAUCUUCUUACCUAGUGUCCCAAUUGAAAUGCUACCCUCUAUUUUUUCCCACACCUUAGUUUUCUUCUGGCUUCCUCAUAAGUCUCCAACCUUUCCUGCACAUCAUUUCCCUUGUGUCAGGACUUCAGUCGUGAUCUGUGUUCAUCCUUCUGAAUCCAGAUGAUGUCCCCUACCUGCCUGGCUGGAGGAUGUCUACUCUAAAGACUAAGAGGAUAAAUUAUAAACCUACAGUUCAUCUCUGAACAAUGUUAGCCUGACAUGUUUCUCUGCAGUCCCUUUCUAGAUGUAUCAGUUUAAUGCAACCAAGUCAAUAUGUGUGUCCCUUACUCUGUUAGUCAUACCUUUUUACUCACUGCUUUCUCUAUCCUGACUGUAAUACUUUUGUCCCUCAUGCCAGUGUUGUGAUUGAUUUCAUGUAACUCCAGGUUAUAGCCUUCUCCACCCCUGUUUCUCACAGAUACGCCUUUUUUCUGUUUGGACAUUAUUCACACGUAUCUAAAUCAUCCUCAUUUUAACUUAGGGUUCUCCCUGUCUGCCCUGCUUGACAGUCACAUAGCUUUCCAUUACAGAGAUCCUGAAGAAAAUGCUACCAAAUUCACAUGGUCAGCUUGAUGCCUGACAAUGUGCCCUUCUUUGCAGCUUCUAACUUUGCCCUUUCCCCACAAUUCCUUCCCUUAGAGAAUCUUUGGACACCUUUUGCCUGCAGUGUCAUCCCACCAGCACCUGCAUCUGGUGAUAGUUUGUGUAUGUUGUCCACAGGUGCUUUAUCCUGUACUUUCCUGUUUGUGUGGAAAACAGUACUGAAGCUUAGUUUUUAAAUAUCUUUCCCCCAAGACAGGCUUCAUAAAACCCACAUUCACCAGGAGGUACAAGGGCUUUCAAGCAAAAAUUCUAGCUGAGUGAUUUCAAAGAGCAGCAGAUGUUUGUUUAUUUAUAUUUUGCUUAGAAUUAGAGAAGAUAAGAAAAGGAAGACUAGGCUUGUAGCUGCAUUCUUACUUACAGAAUAUAAUUCUUACAGAAUAUAAUUGUUUUCCUCCAUUAUUCUUCAUGAUUCCUGCAAAGAAUCUUGCAUACUCUUUUUUGCAUCUUCAGUAGACUGGAAGCACAUCUGUGAUUUCUUGUUGUACAUAUUCUAGGUAGUUUGGGUUCUGAAGUUGAUGGCCCUGACCUGGUACUAGCUUUAAAGUCAACAUAUAAUAAAAAAAAUAUUUGAAAAGAGUAGCAGUAACACCAGCCUCACAUCAUUGUUUCCAAAUCCGGUAUUACAGAUGACUCCUAGUAAGUUUGCUUACUUAUUACUUUCAGGGUUUCUGGGCUGGGAAAAUGGGUUGCAAAAGAGACUGUGGGUAUCAUGACCUCAUCAUUCAUAUUCAAAAGAAGAUCAGCAAGAUUACCAAAGUGCAUUAUUUUGUAAAAUUAUAACCCCGGGAAGUAAUAAGAGUCAAUUACAUUUUUUUGGCAAAGUUCUUUUUAAGAAAGUUUCUGUCUCAUGGCUGUAGUUUAUUCUUUGUCUUGAUCAUUGACUAACAAUUCUCAUAAGGAUUUUUCAUCUUCUUAAACCUUGCAAGAGAUAAAUCCCUCUUUUCCUGUGGUCCACUUCAGUCUUUGCAUAUGUGCGUUUUCUGAAGUGUUAACUGUUAACAGUUGUGCCUAAGAAAUCUAAAUUCCUUACACAGCCUCAAUGUUUUUUAAUGGUGGAAAACAAAUGCAGACUGCACAAGGAGGUUUCUACCCCUUUGUUCCGCGGAAGAUCUGAAAUACCACACUGAACAAGAAUAUUCGAAUCAUUGGAGCAAAUUGAUGUAUCCUGUUGGCUGAACUUGUCCAAAAUGCAGAGAAGCUAUCUCUGCAUUCUUGCUCAAAACCCAUUGCAUCUGUUGUUAAUGGUGGCAAAAUCAAAUGGCAGAUAAGCAGAGGAUUCUGAAAUGUUUUUGCUGAUUCUCUGUAUUCUCAAUUUAAAACUCAGGAGAUUACUACAAGUUAAACUCCUACAAACCACAAACAAGAGCGGGGUAGUUUGUAAGUCAAUACAGAGAGCUGAAUUUCUUUACUUUGUCAGUGUGAUCUUUGUAAAUUAAUGAUAGAGGACAAGACAUAUCCCACGUUUAUAAUGCAAAAUAAUUUAAAAGCAUGAGUUAAGAUCUUUUUAGUGUGCUUCUCAUUUACUUUCUUUUCAGUGCUUUUUUUAACUUUUGCCAUCCUUGCUUUGAGAACAUAAAAGUCCAGAGGGCUCUUAUUAUUUCUUGUGCUUUUAUCUGUGGUGGUAAUAGCACAUACUGUUCAAGGAAGGUAUAGUUAAUACCAUGUAGUAUAUUGUGGCAGAAUAAGUCAAGUAAUCUUGUGUUUUAUUUUGGAAGACAUAACAAAAAACCCCAAGUCUAUAAUGCUGGGUGAUAAAAUCCCCUAGGAGUUGAAUGGUGUGAUGUUUCUGCACAGGUUGUUUCCUCAUGUCAGUUUAAAAGGGUUUCCCCUGCUACAGGAUCUCAAAGGAAUUUACAGUUGUUCUUUUAAGUAAGUGUUUAUGCGGCUCAACAAUUUGGACUGUCCAUCAUGACUCAUUUUGGAGCCUGCUCUGCCUGCCUGACUUGUAUUUCUAUGUGCAAGGAUUUGAGGUUGCCAGAAAGAAUAUUUCAGUGAGCAACAAGCAGAAAUGAUGUGUUGGACAUGGGCUUCAUGGAGCUUUCAAUGUUUUUAGAAAGGGAAGUGUUAACACUGAAUAGAUGACGUUAAUACCACCACCAAGAAAGAAAAAAAAAAUAAAAAAUAGCUCUGAAAGCUGUCUUGACUAAAUCUUCUAACAAUGCUUGCAGUUCUUCUAUAUCCUGCUCUGUUUUUGUAUGGAUUUUUCAUAGCACAGACAGACGUUACCCACCCCAGAGUGUGAUUCAGUGUCGGUUUCUAGCCAUGCUCUUGCACGAUUUUAACCUGAUUUCAUGGGAGGAACAGAGAAUGAAACACCGUAGCUCAUGGUUGUCAGCAGUGAAAAAUAGCCAGGAAUCAGACAAACAGCUUCAUUGCUGAGAUUAUUUCCGGGAUGAAAACUCGUCCAACAGCUGUUUGUUUUGGCCACUACUCAGGUCCUUUUUUUUUCUUAAGCAGGAAAAAAAAAAAAAAAAAAGAGGUUUGUUUUUUUUUUAAGAUGUGGGCUGGUUAUUUAUGUAGUCAGGAAGAGGUCUCUGCUUCCAGUGUUGUGGUCUCGGAGCUGUGUUGACAGUUGGAGUACGGGGAGGUUUCCUCUCUUCUCUCUCUCUUUUUCUCCCAUCCUUCAUUCACUUAAUGCACAGACCUGGAAUGCUGCAGGAAGAAGAGAAAGUGAAUUUAUGAGUUCUUUAAUCCCAGACAGGCAGCUCUGUAGCAGUUACCUUCAAGAAAAGUUCACGCCCCAAAGGAGCGUUUAGUCUUACAGAGCCACUGACUCACUGAGCAGUGUGUGUGAGUGGCUGUGAGGGAGAAGGGGAGAGAUGAAGGAAAAAUUUUGCUUCCUUGUGGAACUCGUAAUAUUUUUGUUUUAAGACUUUUUGAAAAGAUGACUGCUACUUUUGUUUAAAGCAUUUGCUCUGAAAUUGCUGAAGCUGGAGUCUACCAGACUGAGGUCAGGAGCAUUUUAUUUGGCAGAAAGAAGAUAACUUUUAUAGAAGCCAUGCCUGUGCUUGGGGUUGCCUCCAAGCUGAGGCAGCCUGCUGUAGGGUCAAAGCCUGUCCACACUGCCCUCCCAAUACCCAGCCUUGGCUCCACCAGCUCACAGAAGUACUCACCAAAGUCCUUGGAGCUUACUGGGGCAGAGAGCUCGAUGCUUUCUUGUCAGCUUACAUUAAAGUCAACCUGUGAUUUUGGAGAGAGGAAAACGCUUCAAGGAAAAACCCAGGAGAUUGAAGAUAGCAAGAUUUACACUGACUGGGCUAACCACUACCUAGCAAAAUCUGGCCACAAGCGGUUGAUCAAGGAUUUGCAACAGGACAUUGCAGAUGGAGUUCUGCUAGCAGAAAUCAUCCAGAUCAUCGCAAAUGAAAAGGUUGAAGAUAUCAAUGGCUGUCCACGGAGCCAGUCUCAAAUGAUUGAGAAUGUUGAUGUCUGCCUUAGCUUUCUGGCAGCCAGAGGCGUAAAUGUCCAAGGUCUUUCUGCAGAAGAAAUAAGGAAUGGAAAUUUGAAAGCCAUUUUAGGGCUGUUUUUCAGUUUGUCUCGGUACAAACAGCAGCAACAUCAUCAGCAACAGUACUACCAGUCUUUGGUGGAGCUACAACAGCAAGUCACUUCGACUCCAGCUGAAGUCAGCCAGUCCAAAACACAUCAAGAUAUGCAGUCAAGUCUCACAGCCAGAUAUGCAACUCAGUCUAAUCACAGUGGAAUUGCAACCAGUCAAAAAAAGGCUUCUAGGCUUCCAGGACCCUCAAGAGUUCCAGCUGCAGGCAGCAGUACCAAAGUCCAGGGAGCUUCCAAUUUAAAUCGGAGAAGUCAGAGCUUUAACAGCAUUGACAAAAACAAGCCUCCACAAUAUGCAAAUGGUAAUGAAAAAGAUUCACCAAAAGGCCCUCACCCCUCUUCAGGCAUGAAUGGAAAUGUGCAGCAUCCCACCAGCACCGGGCAGCAGCAGGUCUCUGCCAUACCCUCUCCAAGUGCCAGCAAGCCUUGGCGCAGCAAAUCCAUGAAUGUCAAACACAGCGCGACCUCUACCAUGCUGUCUGUGAAGCAGCCCAGUCCCGCAACCUCCCCUACUCCAACUUCAGACAGGCUCAAGCCACCCCCUUCUGAAGGUGUGAAGCCCCCUUCAUCUGGACAAAAAUCUAUGCUGGAAAAAUUCAAGCUGGUUAAUGCUAGGACUGCUCUGAGACCUCCUUUGUCACUUAGCUCAGGACCCAGUGACAGUGGGAGAGAGGAUGACAACUUUUCAGAGUGUGGUGAAAUGGAUGUCUUGAGUGGUGGGGUGAACAGCGGCGGCUCCACAAGCAGCAGUCCCAAAGUAUCGCCCAAGUUAGCUCCUCCAAAAGCUGGCAGCAAAAAUCUCAGCAAUAAAAAGUCUUUGCUACAGCCAAAGGACAAAGAGGAAAAGAACAGGGACAAAAACAAAGUUUGCACUGAGAAAGCAGUCAAGGAAGAGAAGGAUCAGGUCACUGAAUCAUCUACAAAGAAGAGUUCAAAAAUUGCAAGCUUAAUCCCAAAGGGAAGCAAGACAACAGCAGCCAAGAAAGAAAGUUUAGUGUCAUCUUCUAGUGGGAUCCCAAAACCUGGAUCAAAGGUGCCAACAGCAAAGCAGAGUACUUCCUCCACAUGUACAGGGAGUAAGGAGGUUGAAAAACUGAGGACUACAAAAGGAAACCAGUCCCAGUCAACACCAAAAUCCCAGUUUAGUGAGAAGGCUUCUCCUUCCGCUGGUCUUUCUUCUUCUGAAGGGAAAGAACCAAGUGCUGCUCUCCCCCCAGGAUCCUCUGUUGGUCUGUCAGCCUCGAUGGCUGCAGGCAGUGGCCAAGGCACAGGAAAUGGUGUAGUCCAGCUUCCUCAGCAACAGCAAUACAGCCACCCCAACACCGCCACGGUAGCUCCUUUCAUUUAUAGAACUCUCUCAGAAAAUGACAGUACCUCACUACCACCUGCUGAUUCCUGUACUAGUCCUACUAAAAUGGAUUUGUCGUUUAGUAAGACUGCCAAACAGUGCCUAGAAGAGAUAUCUGGGGAAGACCCUGAAACAAGAAGAAUGAGAACUGUCAAGAAUAUUGCAGACCUGAGACAGAAUUUGGAAGAAACCAUGUCCAGCCUUAGAGGGACCCAGAUAAGCCACAGCACACUGGAGACAACUUUUGACAGCACUGUGACAACUGAGGUGAAUGGGAGAAGCAUACCAAGCUUAUCCAGCCGAUCGACCCCUGUGACUUGGAGGCUGGGGCAGGCCAGUCCUCGGCUGCAGGCAGGAGAUGCUCCAUCCCUGGGUGCUGGUUAUCCUCGCAGCAGUGCAAGUCGCUUCAUCCACACAGACCCUUCUCGGUUCAUGUACACCACCCCGCUUCGCCGAGCUGCUGUUUCUCGCCUUGGAAAUAUCUCACAGAUUGACAUGAGUGAGAAGGGAACUGGUGAUUUGGACAUAUCCUCUGAAGCAGAUGUUGGUGGCUACAUGAGUGAUGGAGACAUUCUUGGGAAAAGCCUGAGGACUGAUGACAUCAACAGUGGGUACAUGACAGAUGGAGGACUCAACCUAUAUACAAGAAGUCUGAACCGAAUACCAGACCUUGCUGCCUCUCGAGACGUCAUCCAGAGAGGAGUUCAUGAUGUGACUGUGGAUGCUGACAGCUGGGAUGACAGCAGCUCGGUUAGCAGUGGCCUCAGUGACACUCUUGACAACCUCAGCACAGAUGACUUGAAUACCACCUCAUCUGUUAGCUCUUAUUCCAACAUAACAGCCUCUUCAAGGAAGAACACUCAUGCCCAGCUGAAGACAGACUCAGAGAAGCGCUCAGUUACAGACAGUGAAACUUGGGGCAGCACUGAAGAGCUGAAGAAGCCAGAGGAAGACUUUGACAGCAGCGUAGACAGCAGUGGCAAGUGGAAGGGCCUUCCCUCAGGGCUGUCUGAAGAGUCAGAGAAGGGGGGGCAGAAAACAUCUCUGUCUGUAUCACAGACCGGAUCUUGGAGGAGAGGCAUGACUGCACAAGUAGGAACAACUCAGUCCAGGCACAAAGCAGGAACAAGUGCACUCAAGACCCCAGGAAAAACUGAUGAUGCAAAAGCUUCAGAAAAAGUGAAAACUCCCCUGAAAGGAGCCUCCAUACAGCGAUCUCCAUCAGAUGCAGGAAAAAGCAGUGGUGAUGAAGGGAAAAAGCCUCCUUCUGGCAUUGGGAGAUCAACUGCUACAGGGUCAUUUGGAUUCAAAAAGUCUGGGUUGGGAUCUUCUACUAUAAUCACCACAAGUGGAGCGACCAUCACAAGUGGGUCAGCAACACUAGGAAAAAUUCCAAAAUCUUCAGCCAUCAGUGGGAAGUCCAACGCAGGAAGGAAGACAAGCUUAGACGGUUCCCAAAACCAGGAUGACGGCGUCCUGCAUGUGAGCUCAAAGACAACUCUGCAGUACCGGAGUCUGCCUCGCCCAUCGAAAUCCAGCGGCAGUGGGAUCCCUGGCCGGGGCGGCCACCGCUCCAGCACCAGCAGCAUCGACUCCAAUGUGAGCAGCAAGUCUGCGGGUGCUGCUGCCACCAAACUGCGAGAGCCAAGCAAGAUCGGGUCCGGGAGGUCCAGCCCUGUCACCGUCAACCAGACAGACAAGGAAAAAGAGAAAGUGGCCGUGUCAGAUUCUGAAAGCGUCUCACUGUCCAGCUCCCCUAAAUCCAGCCCAACUUCCGCAAGCGCCUCUGGCACACCAGGACUUAGACAGCCAGGAUCCAAAUACCCAGAUAUUGCUUCCCCCACAUUUCGAAGGUUGUUUGGUGCCAAGGCAAGUGGUAAAGCUGCCUCUGCACCCAGUACUGAAGGUGUGAAACCCACAUCGGCAAUGCCCAGCCCUAGUACCACAUUGGCACGGCAAGGCAGCCUGGAAUCGCCAUCCUCGGGCACAGGCAGCAUGGGCAGUGCAGGUGGGCAAAGUGGUAGCAGCAGCCCCCUCUUCAGUAAACCUUCGGACUUAAAUGCAGAUGUUGUAAGCUUAAGUCACUCCCUGGCUUCCAGUCCUGCCUCAGUGCACUCUUUUACAUCAGGUGCUCUUGUGUGGGCUGCAAACCUGAGCAGCUCUUCAGCGGGCAGUAAGGACACACCAAGUUACCAGUCCAUGACUAGCCUUCACACCAGUUCCGAGUCUAUUGACCUCCCUCUUAGCCAUCAUGGCUCUCUCUCUGGACUGACAACAAGCACUCAGGAGGUUCAGAGCCUGCUCAUGAGGACUGGAAGCGUCAGAUCUACUCUUUCGGAAAGCAUGCAGCUUGACAGAAAUACACUACCCAAAAAGGGAUUAAGAUAUACACCAUCAUCCCGGCAGACAAGUCAGGAGGAAGGCAAAGAAUGGCUACGCUCCCACUCAACUGGAGGCCUGCAAGACACUGGCAGUCAGUCCCCACUUGUUUCUCCUUCAGCUAUGUCUUCAUCUGCAACUGGAAAAUAUCACUUUUCCAACCUGGUGAGUCCAACCAACCUAUCACAGUUUAACCUUCCUGGACCCAGCAUGAUGCGUUCAAACAGCAUCCCUGCACAAGACACUUCUUUUGAGCUCUAUGAUGACUCCCAGCUGUGUGGCAGUGCUACGUCCUUAGAAGAGAGACCACGAGCAAUCAGUCAUUCAGGUUCAUUCAGGGACAGCAUGGAAGAAGUACAUGGGUCCUCAUUAUCACUUGUCUCCAGCACAUCCUCUCUCUACUCUACGGCAGAAGAAAAGGCACAUUCAGAGCAAAUUCAGAAGCUACGAAGAGAGUUGGUUGCAUCACAGGAGAAAGUUGCUACCCUUACUUCUCAACUUUCAGCAAAUGCUCAUCUAGUAGCAGCUUUUGAAAAAAGCUUGGGAAAUAUGACAGGCCGAUUGCAAAGUCUAACAAUGACAGCUGAACAAAAGGAAUCUGAGCUUAUAGAGCUAAGGGAAACCAUUGAAAUGCUGAAAGCCCAGAAUUCUGCUGCACAAGCUGCUAUUCAAGGAGCCUUGAAUGGCCCCGAUCAUACCCACAAAGAUUUACGUAUAAGGCGGCAACAUUCUUCAGAAAGUGUUUCCAGUAUCAACAGCGCUACAAGUCAUUCCAGUAUUGGCAGCAGUAAUGAUGCUGAUUCCAAAAAAAAGAAAAAGAAAAACUGGCUAAGAAGCUCUUUCAAACAGGCCUUUGGAAAGAAAAAGUCCACCAAACCUCCUUCCUCACAUUCAGACAUAGAAGAGCUGACAGAUUCCUCCCUUCCUUCCUCACCUAAAUUACCGCACAGCUCAGGAGAAUGUGCAACAACAUCGAUGAAACCAUCCCAGUCAGCAUCUGCGAUCUGUGAGUGCACAGAGGCAGAGGCUGAAAUUAUUCUUCAGCUAAAAAGUGAGCUGAGGGAGAAGGAGCUAAAAUUAACGGAUAUUCGUCUGGAAGCCCUCAGCUCUGCACACCACCUGGAUCAGAUCCGAGAAGCCAUGAACCGCAUGCAGAAUGAAAUAGAGAUUCUGAAAGCUGAGAAUGAUCGCUUAAAGGCAGAGACUGGAAAUACUGGAAAGCCUGCCCGGCCACCAUCAGAGUCGUCAAGCAGCACAUCAUCUUCUUCAUCACGGCAAUCACUAGGACUUUCUCUGAACAAUUUAAACAUCACAGAGUCAGUUGCAUCAGAUAUUUUGUUGGAUGAUGUCACUGAUGGAACACUCCAUAAAGAAGGUCAUAGUGUCAAAAUUUUAGUCACUAUAAACAAAGGCUAUAGUCGAGCCAAGGAUCAAAAGCCACAUGCAUACCUAAUAGGAUCAAUUGGAGUCAGUGGAAAAACAAAAUGGGAUGUUUUAGAUGGUGUAAUCAGACGUCUCUUUAAGGAGUAUAUUUUUCGAGUGGAUCCAACUACUAGCCUGGGUUUAAGCUCUGACUGCAUUGCUAGCUAUUGUAUAGGGGAUGUAACUAGAGCCCAUAGCCUAGAAGUGCCUGAACUGCUGCCUUGUGGAUAUCUGGUUGGAGAUAAUAACAUCAUCACUGUGAACCUGAAAGGAGUAGAAGAAAACAGCUUGGACAGUUUUGUGUUUGACACAUUAAUUCCUAAGCCAAUUACCCAACGGUACUUUAAUUUACUGAUGGAGCAUCGCAGAAUUAUUCUGUCGGGACCCAGUGGCACAGGAAAAACGUAUUUAGCUAACAGGCUGGCUGAAUAUAUUAUAACUAAAUCUGGCAGGAAAAAACCUGAGGAUGCAAUUGCAACUUUUAACAUAGAUCACAAAUCAAGCAAGGAUCUGCGACAAUAUCUAGCAAGCUUAGCUGAGCAAUGCAGUGCUGACAACAAUGGUGCUGACCUCCCUGUCGUCAUAAUUCUUGAUAACCUCCACCACAUCAGUUCACUAAGUGACAUCUUCAACGGUUUCCUCAACUGUAAAUACAAUAAAUGUCCCUAUAUUAUUGGAACCAUGAACCAAGGAGUUUCUUCUUCACCAAAUCUGGAGAUGCAUCACAAUUUCAGGUGGGUGCUAUGUGCUAAUCACACAGAGCCUGUUAAGGGUUUCUUAGGAAGAUAUCUGAGAAGGAAACUGAUAGAAACUGAAAUAGAAAAGAGCAUACGCAAUAAUGAGCUUAUUAAAAUCAUUGACUGGAUCCCCAAAACAUGGCAUCAUCUCAACAGCUUCCUAGAAACACACAGCUCUUCAGAUGUAACCAUCGGUCCCCGUCUCUUCCUCCCUUGCCCUAUGGAUGUUGAUGGCUCCAGAGUGUGGUUCACAGACCUUUGGAACUAUUCCCUGGUUCCAUAUCUUCUGGAAGCUGUAAGAGAAGGACUCCAGAUGUACGGUAAGAGGGCACCCUGGGAGGAUCCCUCCAAGUGGGUAGCUGAUACCUAUCCAUGGAGUUCUGCAACUCUACAGCAUGAAUGGCCAUCACUACUUCAGUUAAGACCUGAAGAUGUUGGUUAUGAAGGUUAUGCAUCAGCAAAAGAAGGAACAACCUCUAAGCAUGUUCCACAGACUGAUACAGAGGGGGAUCCCUUGAUGAAUAUGCUAAUGAGGCUUCAAGAGGCAGCCAACUAUUCGAGCGCACAGAGCUGUGACAGUGAUAGCACCAGCCACCAUGACGACAUUUUGGAUUCAUCCCUUGAAUCAACUCUCUGAAAUGGACAAAUCUUGCUGUAGGAUGAUGGUAAAAUCUGUUUCCACUAGACCACUGCCAGUAUUAAAGCAGCACACCGAGGUCUCUCAGUAAGAAUGGUGUGUUGUAGGGAGGCAGGAGAACUAACUCUGCAAAGUCAGGAAGAAAGAUUGAAGUGGAAAGCUUGAAUUAGUUUAGUUUCAAGGCAUUUCAAUACCUAUGGAGCCGAGUGAGACUCCAUUUGUCAACUGGAAAGUGCCCUAGACCAAGGGCAUCUGAGCAGAUUGCACACAUGUUAGCCAAACUGGAAUAUUUUUUUUCCCUUAUCCUCUUUCUGUCUCUCUGUGUUUCUCUGUACAAGUUUACAGCGAAACUUCUUUGGAUUUUUUUUUCCUUUAUUUUAUCCUGAGGUGCUGCAUGAACAAUGCAGUCUUCUAAUUAUCUUCUAACCUCUGUUGUGCCACAUGGUGCUGGUCACAGGACGGCAGUGGUGUUUGUAUUAUACACUACCGCCUAUUCCAAAAUGAGUAAGAGAUGAUAGUAACUCAGAAAGCACAAACAGUAUUGUGCAAUCACCAGAAAACAUGACUGUGAUAUGCUGGAUAAGUGCCAAUUUAAUUCUAACUGCCAUGGUCACGGUGAUGCGCUCCAUAAAGUUUUUAGUACACAAGUCACAGAUUUUAUAAAGUUAUUUUUACCACAAGGGUCUUUUUUAACCGCCUGCCCACUCCUUAACAACAGUUUUCUACCAAUUAUUAACAAACACUGAUUAAAGGCUUUUUAGGGCUUCAUUUGUUUGAGCCUUUUCAGUGAAAGAAGGAACAUUUCUUAUGGUGCUGUCUCACUGCCUUAAAAUAGAUUUCUAGAACAGUUUUACAGUUAGUUUAAUUCCUAAACCAUUGGUAAUUGACACUGUUUUUUUCUUCAUUUACUAACAAGAAAACAUCAGUUAACAUAGUAGCCUCAUAUCUGUAUAUCACGAUUUUUUAAAGUAAUGGAUACGAGAAAGAACAGUUGCUAUAUAAUAUUUUUAUCUUGUGAAUAGAUUUCUCUGCCUACCCUCAGAAGUACACAAGGAACCCAAACCCACUUUCACUGCCACUUAAAUGCUGACAAAAUCGGCUCAAAUCCAUUUGGUCCCAUGGAAUGGAAUUUUUGGGAGGAUAGAUGUUUUGAAUACUUAUCCAGCAGAGCUGGAUGCACUUGAUGCAGCAUGAGCACAAAUAUAUGGGUUUGUUUUGUUGUUUUUUUUUUUUUUCCUUUUUCUAGUUUCAGCAUGUUGUUUUGAUUGCUAUAGUUGUACAUGAAGAAUUCAGCAUAAAAGAACACUGAAGCAGUGAUGUCCACUGUGGAAGAGGAAGAGUUUAUACUGUAAAAGUGGGUUGGUUUUGCACAGUCUACUGGGUGGGUAUUGUAAAUAUAGAGAAAAAGAAAAAAAAAAAAAAGAAAAAAAUCCUUGCACAAAUCAAAUCAAAAGCAAACAAACAAAAAUAUUGUAUUUUAUUCUGUUGGUGUUAAGAGAUGUUUCACUUGCUGAGAUUUCCUGUAUGUUGCAAACAAAUACAGAAUGCAAAACCUAAAAGCUGUUAUUACCUGGUGUGUUUGUCCUGUACUUACAGUUGUUACAACUAUGCAGGAGCUAUCAAUGCUACAGUUAGCACACUUCAAUAUCUGUAUGAAACCAAUACAUUUUUUGGGGGGAAAGUCUGAAAAUGUUUGAAGUUCAUAUGUCACAGCAGGCUACAACCUGACUGCAUCUGGACUGCUCAGAGUAACUGGAAAAACUCUUUUACCACAAGAACCAUGGUUAAAAUAGAUGCACGUGAACAAGAAGGUACCUAAGGGCUCUGGCAUUGUGUAGUCACAUACUGUACACCUCCAUGGAUGUUACCUUCAGGUGUAUCUGGUGCUAUUCACUCCUCGUGGCCACCCCGAGGCCACCUGCUGUAACUUAAAGAAAUCAAUGCAGUUUCCAAAUGGCAGUGAGCUGCAUCACUGAAUCUAAAGGUUCCUACACGGUGCUAUUGCCCUAUAAAAUUGAAUUUAUGCAUGUAGGAUUCAGUCUGACCAACAUCGUGCCCCCCAAACCUGGAUCCAUUUCUGAUGCAAAAUGUCAGUUCAUACACCUUGACUGACUCAAAGAACUAAAGUAAAGCUGCUCUUUCUUCUGUGCUCUGAAGCAAACCUGCAAAUCUUUUCCUGCCAUAUUUAGCUCACAAACACACAAUAUUACAUAUACAAAACUUCCUGCAAUACAUCUCAGUGAGUCCACCUAGUUUACAACUCAGAAAUUGUUUGUGAAACAUUUGUCUGUACACAUUUUAUAUUUUGUACAUUUUUGAUGUAACAUAUUUUGUAAAUAGACAGAAACAGUGAAAUAAAUCAUCUGAAAAUUUUUGUAGUCUUUGUAAAACCCUAAUAAUAAGUAUUUGGUGUCAUCGGACUUAACUGGAUGAUGUAUUUUCUAUUGGUUUAUUGUUCCUCUAGCUUGUAAACCAGCUUGCGUAUUUUUUUUUUUUUUUUGCAGGUGUGCACACUGUAUCUGUCUAAAUUAUUACUUUGCCAUUAAAGUGAAAUUAUUUAUUGAAAA